Messenger RNA from Astrephomene gubernaculifera, 498 nucleotides. Lineage: Eukaryota; Viridiplantae; Chlorophyta; Chlorophyceae; Chlamydomonadales; Astrephomenaceae. The record is from the annotation of a GenBank genome assembly.
GUGUUGGCGGCGCUGGUGCCGCUGCUUGAGUCGCGCGUGCUGCAUGUGUCCAGCAGGGGCAUGGUGGUGCCGGCGGCGCCGGGGUUUCAGAUUAUUGCCACGGUGACGAGUGCGCCGGCGAGUGGUGCGGGCGGGGGACAUGGCGCGUACGGCAUGUCGAAUAUGGUCAAGGAGCUGCUGGGCGGCUUGUGGCGCACUGUUCGCGUGGACGCGCCCACGGACUCGGAGCAGAUGACCAUGCUGGCCACCGCCUACCCCUCGCUGCUGCCGCUGCUGCCCGCAGCAGUCGCCACGCUGUGCCUCAUCCAGGCGGCGGGCGGGCAUGACAGCGGGAGCAGCUCUGCGGCUGCUAGAGACGCAGGCGAGGAGGCUGCUGCAGCGGCGGCGGCUGGUCCAGGCACGCCCGGCUUUCAACUCACGGCAGCGGGCGCUGUCAGCAACCAGCCGCAGGCGGGGCAGCGGCGGCGGCGCGCGUCGUGGCAUGCGCUGGCGGAGGCG